GAUUUUAAACCAAAAUCGUUGGCCGGCGAAAAAGAAACAUUCAUAGCAUUCGGUGGAAACGGUGAUGUACAAGUCGCUGUGCCCGGUGAAGGAAAUGCACUGACGGUAUUUAAAGGAGCGCAGAAACCGGUGAAAGGCGAGAAAGAAUGCCUGCUUUUUUACGAUCAAAGUACCGGUGAAGUAAGGAUUGAAAAAUUGUCUUCAGUAAUGUCUGUUAAGAAAACAAGUUUCACAAUGAAUCCCCGACACUUCUCCAUCCUCUGUCCGCUGAAUUUAGCAUCACAUCUGCGCCGUCUUUUCAUUUAUGGCAGACAUUUCGGAAGCUGUAGCGACUCUUCGUUGCUUUCAUCCUCCGAAUCGGAUGAUUCAGAAUCGGAAGGACUUGAGAAAUCCCGUGCAUCGCUUACGCAGAAAAUUUCGGCUAGCAGAAGUAGUAGCAGCAGUGAUGAUGAUUAUAAUGAAAAUGAUGUGAGGAGCAGCGAUAGUGGUGAUGAUGAUGAUUUACAAGAAGCUCUUGAGCAGCAGCUGCGUUCAGAAUCGAUGCCGGCAAUUGAUGGCACCACCACAGUAAAACAAACAAAACAAUAUUCUCAACUGCUUUCGAACCCUAAAAAAUUGCUGCACGAUGAUUUACAACUGAGUGAAAGUUCUGAUGAAGACUGA
Molecule: messenger RNA, 663 nt
Organism: Gongylonema pulchrum
Lineage: Eukaryota; Metazoa; Nematoda; Chromadorea; Rhabditida; Gongylonematidae
Source: the annotation of a GenBank genome assembly